This is a messenger RNA of Thalassophryne amazonica, 3357 nucleotides long. RefSeq names its product transporter associated with antigen processing, subunit type t, teleost specific (gene tap2t). NCBI's taxonomy places the organism in Eukaryota, Metazoa, Chordata, Actinopteri, Batrachoidiformes, Batrachoididae. The record is from RefSeq and is a predicted model, not a curated record. Gene Ontology annotation, molecular function: ATP binding; ATP hydrolysis activity; ABC-type oligopeptide transporter activity. The coding region runs from base 875 to 3010 and encodes 711 amino acids. Gene Ontology annotation, biological process: transmembrane transport. The transcript has 11 exons. Gene Ontology annotation, cellular component: membrane.
AAUUGGGUGGAGGUUCCAGUUUUAUGCUUGUUUGUCUGUCUUACAAUUAUCAGUCAGAAACUAAGUGCCAAGAAGCAAUGACAAAUUCUGCAUAGCACAGAUAAACAUUGUUCUGUGAAAAUUACCUGAAACCAAAAAUGUUGGAAAAAAACAUGACAGCACCACAAAAAAACUGAUUGAAGUGCAUGAACUAAAUGCACACUCCUGACAUUUGAUCACAUCUGAUUUACUUAUGAAAACCCACUUCAACCAGGACUUUGACCUUGAAAAUCUUUUCCGAAGUAAAAAUUUGUGGAAUUGGAAACUAAUAUUGGCGCAGUGCUCUAGUAUUAAAUUGCAAUACGAAACAUACUAGUUAAUAAAAGAUGGCGUUUGUCAAAAUCAUGUAAAAAAGGUAUAAAACAAAGCAGACCCGAAUUUAAAACUUCAGAUUCUUUUUGAAAGAGCUGAUGAUGUCUGAAUUGUCUGGUGAGAGGGUAAUAGUGGUGUUAAUAAUAGCUUUAUUUAUAUAGGACUUUCAGGAAAUGGCCCUCUUGAACACGGGCAGUUAAUCGAAAGCAGAGGAUAUCUGAUUAACAUGCUCCCUUUGUGUAAAUGCGCAUAUACUUUAUUCCCCUCUCAGACUUUGAUGACAGUAAAUUUGCAUUUCAUAGUAUUAAGUAAACUUUGAAAUUAGUCUGCAGUCCAUAUGUGUGCCAAAGUGUGAGGGCAGCCUGUGCGGAUCACUGAUGAACUGUGGUCCCUUACACCCCAAGUAAAUGUAUUUUGAUUUUGCUAAAUGUGACUUCUUUUAACACCUGAGACUGAAAUACUGUGCUAAUAUGUAUUUGCUGUGCUAGGAUCAUAUUCAGCCUUUUACAGUUGCCAAAGCAAAAUGAGGGAGGCAGCAGUCUCCGGAUUGUUCAUCCUUAUUUUUGACACCUACUUGUGUUUGAUACUGUGGGCCGUACUAGUCCUGCUCCAGUGCUCCAGCUGCGGUGGACUGGCUGGUGUUUGGGCUUUUGGAUUGCUGAAGUGGCCCAUUCUGCAGUUUUUCACAUUUUAUUUGACUGAUGGACAAGCUCCAGCUCCACUACACAGGCUGGUAGUGCUGCUCUGCCUCCUCUCUCCUGUGUAUGAAAGUGGACGGAUGAUCAUGGCCUAUCCCCCGGAGCCUUAUCCUGGAACAUCUCCUGACCUCACCAUGUUGGUCUUGGGUUUGAUCUCUUCAUCAAUUGCCUGUGUGCUGUGGGAAAGUUACUUUUCCAGUCGAGCAAUUGCAAAGCACCAGCAGAAACCGGAUGCCUGGCGGAUACUCAUGAGGAUACUGAUGUACUUCACACCAGAUAUUUUUUACUUGAUUGCAGCUUUCAUUUUUCUUCUGUUAUCUGUCUUAUGUGACACAUUUAUUCCAUUUUAUGAAGGGAAGGUAAUUGAUAUGCUUAGAGGAGAAUUGAUUCAGACCAAUUUUUUGUAUGCAAUUGGACAACUAACUCUUGUCUUUCUUGGAAGUGCAGUGUUUUCUGGCAUAAGAGGAGGCAUUUUCAAAUGCGUACUGGCAAAAGUGAACAAGAGAAUGCAGCAUCUGCUGUUCCACAGCCUACUCCAGCAGGAAGUGCAUUUCUUUGAGGAGAACAGUCCUGGAGUCCUUUCUGCUCAUCUGCACUCUGACGUGGACAAAAUGGGCCGCACAAUUGCCCUGAAUGCAAACGCACUGGUUCGCAGUACAAUCAAGACCAUCCUUAUGCUGGCCCUGAUGGUGCAUCUGUCCUGGCAGCUCACUCUAAUCAACUGCAUAGAGAUGCUUCUCUUGGGCCUAAUGCAGAACAAAUACACCGCCUGGACCAUGGAUCUUAAAACUCAAAUCCAGGCCUGUGAAGCUCGGGUCAGGGAUCUGGCUUUACAAUCUGUCAGUAAGAUCUGCACAGUGCGAAGCUUCAGAGCGGAGGAAGAUGAAAUUAAGAGGUACAAGGAGGGCGUGGAGCAGACAUGGAAGACGAAGAGAUGUGCAGAUAUAUACAGUGUAGUCUUCUGCUUAAUGCGGAGGCUAGUGAGUUUUGGGAUAAAGAUACUCCUACUGUUACGAGCCCACCGCCUCAUCUCUGCUGGUCAGCUCACCAUUGGAGGUUUUGUGUCCUUUUUGUUAUAUCAGAAGCCGAUGUCAGUCAAUUUAAGGGAGCUCAUGUAUUCAUGCGGGCAGACGAUGAGCACAGUUGGCGUCAUAUCAAAGGUGUUCGGCUAUCUUGACAGGAAACCAAAGUGUAAACCGGCGGGCGAUUUGGCUCCUGCAAAGCUCGAGGGACGAAUUCUUUUCGACGAUGUUUCAUUUGCUUACCCUUCUGCGUCUCCAGAUAAACUCGCACUGAAGUCAGUUUCUAUGGAGCUGCUUCCAGGGAAGGUGACAGCUCUCGUUGGUCCUUCUGGCAGCGGAAAGACGUCCUGUGUCAGUCUGCUAAAGAGGCUUUAUGAACCUCAAAAGGGCCAGAUUCUGCUGGAUGGACAACUGCUGAACCAUUACAAACACAAAUACCUGCAUCAGAAGAUAGCUCUGGUAUCCCAGAAUCCUGUGUUGUUUUCUGGUUCUGUGAUGUACAACAUCACAUACGGUCUGGACGACUGCACUGUUGAGAAGGUGAAAGAAACUGCGAGGAAGUUCAAGGUGGAUGGUUUUAUCUCUAAACUGGAGAACGGAUACAACACCGAUAUAGGAGAAGGUGGUGUUAAGCUUUCAGAAGGAGAGAAGCAACGCAUUGCCAUUAUCAGAGCUAUGGUUCGAGACCCACAGAUGAUUAUUUUGGAUGAGGCGACCAGCAAACUGGAUAUUGACUUACAGCAUGUUGUGAUACCACAGAUUCUGGCCUGUGGCUGCACAGUACUCAUGGUGGCUCAUCAGCUGAAGGCUGUGGAGCAGGCAGAUCACAUUAUCUUCAUAGAGAAGGGGGAAGUGGUCGAGGAGGGUACACACCAAGAGCUCAUGGCUAAGAGAGGACAUUACCAUCAUUUGAAAGAGGAACUGUUCGCUGAGAAAUAGUACAUAUGCUGAUGCCGUGUCCAGUGUAGUCUGCGUGAUAAGAUGAUUUACGCUGUGUAACCGUGAAGAAAACUCCAGGACAUGUGACAGAACUUUCAUUUCAGUCAUUUGUAGUGACAAAACUGCAACAAAGUAAAACAAAGGAAUUGAGAAAAUUGUAAAUUUUGAAAAGUAAACAAUUGAAUAUUUUGAGUUUCUGCGGUGAGGAGGAGUGAUGAAUCAUACGACCAAAGACUGUGUUCAUCACGUAGCAACAUUUAGCACCAACUUCAGUUUAAUUCCUCUGUUUGUUCCCACCUCGUAAUUUGGUUGAAACAUAAGUGUUGCAAAUGAGAUGAGAGAGAGAG